AUGGAUUACUCGAAGCUUUGGCGUGACACCAAGUCGGGAAACCGCUUGUCCAGGCUGGCCGAGAUCCGCGGUGGUGAAAAAAUAGUGAUGGGAGGGAUGUGUGUGGUGUCAGAGAAAUGCAGGCUCGUUGGAAACGUCAACAUGCAAAACGAGAAAACAGAAGCCAUCUCGAUGGGCUUGUUUUGCAUUCUAGAAGAGCUCUGUCUCCUAGAGCCCCCUGAGGUUGCUUGUAAAGGAAAAGAUCAUGAAAGUGUGUUGAGUAAAAUAGUUCUCCAUAAGACACUUACCUUGGGGUCCUUCGUUCUCAUAGGCCACAGCAGCGAGAUUCGUUGCCGACGAAUCGGUCGAAGGGUUAUCGUGGGCUCUGGUUGUACUCUUUCUCCCGGUUGCGAAUUAGGCGAUGUGGUAAUAGUCGAACCAAACGUGACAGUACCGAAAUUGUGUAAAGUACCGCAUUUCACGCGAGUGCAAAAGCACCCUGAGUUUAAGGGCAGUGUCCGCUUUAUACCUCUGCCGGGCAGCCUUCGAAAAUCUAUUGAAAAUUGGUGUAAAGAGGCAUAUUGGGGCAUUCCUGUCGAUUUGGGUGAAAUAUUGUCGGAUCUGCAGCACAGCAGCUCGCCAUGA
This is a messenger RNA of Lachancea lanzarotensis, 624 nucleotides long. RefSeq names its product LALA0S01e09494g1_1. NCBI's taxonomy places the organism in Eukaryota, Fungi, Ascomycota, Saccharomycetes, Saccharomycetales, Saccharomycetaceae. The record is from RefSeq and is a predicted model, not a curated record. Bases 1 to 624 code for a protein of 207 amino acids. The transcript has a single exon.